GUGGAGAAGGGUGGUGGGGAGAGAAGGAGCAAAAGCCCAGGCUCAGUUUUAGAGCCUGGGAACCGUGUCUACAAAGAUGACAGCUAGAGCUUUCUGGCUCCUCUGUUUGAUCGUUGGAUCAUCUCCCGAAGCCCCGGUGGCGGAGAGAAAAGCCUCGCCGCCCCACAACAGGAAGCCCGGCCCCGGCGGCGGCCAGAGUGCGGAGGAGACGCCCGGGCCCCGGGCGCAGCCGCUCCCCGAGGCCCCGCGGCGGCCGCGCGCAGCCGAGGCCGCUCCCCGCCCCUGGUCGGACCCGCGGCGCCGGAAGCCCCCGCCGCCCGCCGAGAACCGGGCCGGCUUCCGGGAGACCGCGCGCGCGCCCGCGGGCCCGCCGAGCCCGCGCCUCGCGCAGGCCGAGAACCGCGCGUCGCCGCGCCGCGCGCCCGCGCUGGAGGAGUCCCCGCGGCGCGCGCGCGCCCCGGCACUGCGCUUCCCGGCCGCGCGGCCGCCUGAGCGCGCCGCCGAGGCUCCCGCCGGCUCCGCCCACCCCAACCGGCCGCGCGCCGCCGCGCCGCCCCCGGAGCCCGCGCCCGCGCCGCUGCCGCACCUCAGCCUGCCGCACCUCAGCCUGCCGCCCAGGGACGCGGAGCCCGGCGCCGAGCCCUGCGCGCGCGCCUGCAGGGGGGACCUGGACGAGCGUGAGUCCUACUGCGCGAGCGAAUUCGCAGUGAACGGAAUCGUGCAUGAUGUGGACGUGCUCGGCACGGGGAUCCGGCUGGUGACUCUGCUGGUGGACCGGGACGGGAUGUACAAGAUGAACCGCCUGUACAUCACUCCGGACGGGUUUUUCUUCCGAGUCCACAUAUUAGCCCUAGACUCCUCAAGUUGCAAUAAGCCAUGUCCAGAAUUUAAACCUGGCAGCAGGUAUAUUGUGAUGGGCCACAUCUACCAUAAGAGACGGCAGCUCCCUACAGCUCUGCUCCAGGUCCUGAGAGGGCGCCUCCGACCAGGAGAUGGACUGCUCAGGAGCAGCAGCUAUGUGAAAAGAUUUAACAGAAAAAGGGAUGGGCAAGUUCAAGGUGCAGUUCACACCCAGUGUACUUGAAACGUACCAUCUUGCCAUUUCUGGAUAAGAGACUUGGAAUUCGCAACAAGACAGGAAAGGUCUUCACGUAAUGGGGUCUUCCUUUAGAAUAGGACACAGCUCCUUUAUGAACUAGUUGCAUAGUUCCAACUCUAAUCUUGAAGUUGUCACUUUCUUAUUUACAAAAUGCUUCUUAAAUGGUAUGCUUCUGAGCUCUGCAGCAAAGUUAUCCAACUCUUGUGCCAGUUAUUCACACAGCUCAGAUGACUGACCUGUCUAGUUAACAGAUCACUGCUUCAUAUCAUUUAUUUUUAAUUAUUUUAAUUUAAAUACAUUCUUCAGUAGAAAUAGUUCACAAAACACAUUUCCUUAAUUUUAAAUAUACAACUUUGAGUAGUUUAUAUCAUGUAUCAAACCAAAUUUUAUACUCAAACCAUCACGUUAAAAUCCGUACAUAGCAGUAAGUGCACUAGUCAGAGACAUGUAAGAAAUGUCAUUUAGGUCAAACCCUAGGUCAGAGCCCAAGACAAAUAUUAAAGUUUUACACCUAAAGAGUGCUCAAGGGCUUAAUUCAAGCAAAAUAUUACUGAGACAAGUGUUCCUCAUGUACCAAAAUAUAAAGUAUAGUUUAUUUUCAUGCCUGUCUGCUCCUAAAAACAUAUGUUUUGUGCUGAACUGGCAGCUAUGCCAAUGCUCAACAUAUUCUGGGUGUAUCUGAUGUCAUUUUUCUGUUAAGACCAAGUAUCAUGUUUGUGUUUGUAAAGCAGUAAAUCUUGCCUUGAAAUCAGA
Messenger RNA from Diceros bicornis minor, 1852 nucleotides. It is a transcript of the gene C18H17orf58, whose product is annotated as chromosome 18 C17orf58 homolog. Lineage: Eukaryota; Metazoa; Chordata; Mammalia; Perissodactyla; Rhinocerotidae. Bases 77 to 1084 code for a protein of 335 amino acids. The record is from RefSeq and is a predicted model, not a curated record. Gene Ontology annotation, molecular function: protein binding. The transcript has 4 exons.